UCAAGUACACGUAACGAAUUUUUAGCACAGUACCCCGGUUCGGUUUUGGUUUCACAAAAAGAAAAAUACUUUUCCUUAAAAAAUAUUAAUUCUUUAAUUUAAAUAAAAUAAUUUAAAAAUAAAUAAUUAAAUUACUAACACAAUGGCUUCUCACAUAUCCAAAGUAAAUAAACCAAAAAAUGCACCUCCUAGCACAACCAACAACAACAACACCAACAAAAAAUCAGAAAACUCCAAUAAUAAAUCGCAACAAUCGAAAAAAUUUAAAGAAAUUCAAAAUAAAAAUAUGGAAAUGGCCAAGAAAAUAGCAGAAAACUAUGAAUCUAGUUCUGAUGAAGAAGAACUUGAUGGUGGUAAAAUUUUGGAAAAAUUAUACAAAAACUAUACGGGCGGAAAUGAUCAACUCCAAAAGACAGCAGCUUUUCUAGAGAAUGUCUUGCAAUCAGGCUCUGCAAUAUGUCUCAUUUGCAUUGGCUCGGUGAAAAGAGCUGAUGCUGUUUGGUCUUGCAAGUUUUGCUAUUGUGUGUUCCAUUUGAAUUGUGUCAAAAGAUGGGCUAAUGAUAGUAUUGCAUUGCUCAAAGACAAGGGCACUGAAGAACAAGGUUAUUACAAUAAUUUGGGUGAAUUCAUUCCGAAGAAAGUCAAAGCUGUUAAAUGGUGUUGUCCACAAUGUCGACGAGACUAUCAACCGCAAGAUAGACCAACUCAAUAUGAGUGCUUUUGUGGGAAAGAAGUUAAUCCUGUUAAUCAGGAAUGGAUAGUACCGCAUUCGUGUGGUGAGACUUGCGAGAAGCCGCUACAACCCGAAUGUGGUCACAAAUGUUUGCUACUAUGUCAUCCAGGUCCAUGUCCUCCUUGUGCCCAGAGCAUAUUUUCAAGCUGCAAGUGUGGUAAAUCUCCACAGAAGACACUUCGUUGCUUCCAAAAGACUUGGACUUGCGAUAGGAAAUGCUUGCAAGUUCUUCCCUGCGGCAAGCACAAAUGUGAUCAGAUUUGUCAUUCGGCUAAACAAUGUCCGCCUUGUAGCAAGACUAGUCUUCAGAAGUGUGUUUGUGGCAAUGAAGAGGCGAUGAAAAACUGUUCACAGAGAGUGUGGCAGUGUAAAAAGGUCUGCAAUAAGAAAUAUAGUUGUGGUAUACACAGUUGUAAGCGAGUUUGUCAUGACGGAGAAUGUGGCGAUUGUCCGCUGGGCCUGCCAAGAUCGUGUCCAUGUGGGAAAACGAGAAAAAUAGCACCUUGUAAUGAACCCAUUGAUACUUGUGAAGACACUUGUUACAAGUUACUUUCAUGUGGAAAACACUAUUGCACACAACGUUGUCACAAAGGGGAUUGCAGCUUGUGCUUAAUUGUUACGAAAAAGACCUGUCGCUGUGGCAUGCACGAAAAAGAAUUACCGUGUUGGAAGGCUUUCAGUUGUGAGACAAAAUGUAAAAAGAUUCGUGAUUGUGGAAAGCAUGCUUGCAACAAAAAGUGCUGUGAUGAUCAAUGUCCACCAUGUGAUAAGGUUUGCGGAAAAUUGCUCUCUUGUAAGAAACACAAAUGCACUUCAGUUUGUCACGAUGGUCCGUGUUAUCCAUGUAAAAUACAAUCACAGGUUAAGUGUCGUUGUGGAAGUACUUGUAUUACAGUACCAUGCGGUAGAGAACGUAGAGCUCGACCAACUUGUAUGGAACCUUGCAGAAUUCCAUCUAAAUGUCAUCAUCAGAAUAAGCACAAAUGUCACAAAGGUGAUUGUCCAUCAUGCAGUCAAGUGUGUGGUUUGAAAAAUGACACGACAAAAUGUGAACAUUUAUGUUCAGCUCGUUGUCAUGCUGCUGUGAAAGUUCCUUUCAAAAAUACUACUAGUAAUAUUUUUGAAUAUAAAUUUGAUAAUUAUGAAAUCAAACAAUUACCACAUCCAAAAUGUGAAAAGAAAGUAAUGGUUGCCUGCAUUGGUGGUCAUGAAAUUGCUGAAUGGCCAUGUUGGAAUUCUAAACCAACUUCAUGUCAACGUGUUUGUGGACGAAGUUUGAAAUGUGGCAAUCAUAAUUGUUCUUUUGUUUGUCACAAAGUACCUAAUAUCGAUGAUAAAAAUGAACAAGAAAGCUGCAGACAAUGCACUGAAGGGUGCGAAAUCAAACGACCACCAGGUUGUGUUCAUCGUUGCAAAAAAUCUUGUCAUCCACCUCCGUGUGAUACAUGUCUAGCACAAAUUAAAGCAACUUGUCACUGUGGACUAACGCAGGUUUAUUACAAGUGCUCAGAAUAUUAUUCAACUAACGGUGAAGAACAAGACAUUCAGGAACGUCAAGAAAAAUUAAAAAGUUGCGGAAAUCGUUGCAUUAAAAAUUAUGCAUGUGGUCAUCGUUGUUCAGCGGAAUGUCAUUCAGGACCUUGUCCAAAUCCACAAAACUGCCGUAAAAAGGUUAAAAUCUACUGCGAAUGUAAACGUAUCAAAAUUGAAGUUUCUUGUGAGAAAUCACGUUCGAAAGACUCAGUGAUACCUUGUGAUGAUAUCUGUCAAGUCAAAAAAGCUGAGAGUGAACGAAUCAAACAAGAAGAAGCUGAGAAACAAAGACUUGCAGAGGAGGAACGUAAUCGCAUUGAAUUGGAGCAAUUUGAGAAGAGAUUUGGUAAACGAAAACCAAGAGAACGCAAAGUAAUCGCACAAGAAGUCAAAGAAAAUAACAAUCAAUUAAAGUUGCUAAUUGGAUCUGUAGCAGCUAUAGCUUUAGCUGCAGCAUUGACAUUUUAUUUUUAUUUAUAAGAAAGUGAAAUUGUCAUUUUGUCUUUAGAUUAGUUUUUUUUU
Messenger RNA from Episyrphus balteatus (marmalade hoverfly), 2788 nucleotides. RefSeq names its product NF-X1-type zinc finger protein NFXL1. The transcript has 10 exons. Gene Ontology annotation, biological process: regulation of DNA-templated transcription. The coding region runs from base 143 to 2746 and encodes 867 amino acids. Gene Ontology annotation, cellular component: nucleus. NCBI's taxonomy places the organism in Eukaryota, Metazoa, Arthropoda, Insecta, Diptera, Syrphidae. Gene Ontology annotation, molecular function: DNA-binding transcription factor activity, RNA polymerase II-specific; zinc ion binding; RNA polymerase II transcription regulatory region sequence-specific DNA binding. The record is from RefSeq and is a predicted model, not a curated record.